AUCAGCACAAGGAAUAAAACCAUCAGCAUCAAGUAAAGCAAAACGAAAACGAGCUUCAGCUCUUUAUCAACAAAAACAACAACAACAUCAACAUCAACAACAACAAUUUACAUAA
This is a messenger RNA of Rotaria sordida, 115 nucleotides long. Lineage: Eukaryota; Metazoa; Rotifera; Eurotatoria; Philodinida; Philodinidae. The record is from the annotation of a GenBank genome assembly.